This is a messenger RNA of Suillus subaureus, 1398 nucleotides long. RefSeq lists its product as uncharacterized. The transcript has 9 exons. The record is from RefSeq and is a predicted model, not a curated record. NCBI's taxonomy places the organism in Eukaryota, Fungi, Basidiomycota, Agaricomycetes, Boletales, Suillaceae. Bases 1 to 1398 code for a protein of 465 amino acids.
AUGCGGGAUGACUGGAAACUACUUGAGCAUGCACAUCGUUCAAAGUUAUCUACAACUAAAGCUGCUUGCAAGAGUAUUCUUGAUGAGCAUGGAGUCCGAUACUCCAUUCUCAAUGAGCUGCCAGGUUGGCUACCAAUGCGCCAUUCACCGAUCGACUUUAUGCACAACUUUUAUGCACUUGUCAAGCGCUUUCUAUUUGAUAUUGUUAUGGCAGGACAUCUCCUCAAUAGCAUGGGUUGGGACCUGUUUCAAAACUCCAUCAAUUCAGUUAUCUGGCCAUCAGGAAUUGGACGCCUUCCCAAAAAUCUUGCUGAUGAUCAUGGGCUCCCCAAGGCUGAUCAAUGGCGACGUCUCUCGAGCAUAUAUCCAUUCAUACUGUGGCUAUGUUGGCGAGAUCAUCAUGACGAAAUCAAGGCCUCCGCACCACCAGUACCUGCAUCUGCAAAGCCCCAACCAACUUUCAAAUGUCAAGCAUACUUACAACUCUAUUGUCAAGGUCUCGAGUUGCUCGGUGUCCAUCAAACAAUCAACAGUCAUCUUGCCAUGCAUUACUCCCUUGUCUUCCGCCAAUAUGGACCUGCAUAUGCCACGUGGCUCUUUGGCUUCGAACACUUCAAUGGUGUCUUAGAGGACAUGAACCUCAAUGGACAUGGAGGUGGUGAGAUGGAAUACUCAUUAGCGCAUGAUUGGGUUGAAAAACAUCGACUUUAUGAACUUGCUAUUUCUUUACCCGAAGGGGCAUCCGACAAGGAACAUAAACUUGUCCAACAGGCCAUUGACCAAAAGGGUCUUGAUCGCGGCACAUUACACACUCAAAUUGCUCAAUUUACAUCAGUCAACUUGAACAUCCUAUUAACGUUGAGAACGGCCAGUUCUAUCUUGCCUCCAUGGCUCACUUCGAAGACGAAAUUCACCAGCUUACGGGGCCUUCAGCAUCCGCAGGUAUAUCAACUGCUUGUUGGAUUCUCGCAGCACAAGUUUCCUGACCUCAAUGUUGUUGAUGAUAUGACAGUGGAGCUAGGCACUACUGUUCUCUUCACUAGUCAGUCUGCAACUGCAACUCAAACAAACGCUGACCAGUUUGCAGGUGUCUUGAUGCAUGACACAUGUGUCCCUUGCAAAAUCAUAUAUCAUUUUGAAAUACACCUUCCUGACCAAGUGUUCUACUGCUCUGCUGUUCAGAAGAUGGUAUCUGACAAUAAAAUUCCUGUAAUGCUGUGGGAUCAUUUCGCAACUGAUCUUGGUGUGAACAUCAUUUACGAGAAUAUCUUUGGACCACUCGAGAUAAUCACAUCAAGUCAACUUUCAUGUGCAGUAGCAAUCAUUCCCAUCACAACCAAUGUCCUUGCAGAAGAGAAGUCCUUUGAUUCAGACGAAGAUGGUGACAUUGCAAGCUAG